This is a messenger RNA of Neodiprion virginianus, 1752 nucleotides long. RefSeq names its product juvenile hormone esterase-like. The annotation marks the transcript as partial. NCBI's taxonomy places the organism in Eukaryota, Metazoa, Arthropoda, Insecta, Hymenoptera, Diprionidae. The record is from RefSeq and is a predicted model, not a curated record. The transcript has 6 exons.
GCUGGACGUAACGUAUGGGACGGUAAGCUCCGAGCCACGCAACACCGCCAACGUCAACAUAUACACAAAUUUCGUUGCAGCAUAUGUUUCUAUUCUCUAUUUCCGCUUUCCUGCAUAAGCCAAGAUAACAUUGCAGUAUUCUUUUAUAGUUGAUUAGUUUUUUCAAGUAGCUGGUUACCGAAGUGAACAAAUUACUACUUCAUGAAGAAGAUGAAAGAUAUCGCGUGGACGUGGUGUUAUAACGUGAGCGCAUGUGCUGUGAUCCUCUUGCUGGGCAGUUGUCACAUAAGUUACGGAAAAGUUUUGAAAGAAUAUGGGGAAAUUCCAAUCGGCGAACAAAUGACGCCUCCGAUAGUAGCAGUACCGCAAGGUGCAAUUCGAGGUGUGAACAUGGUCAGUUACCGUAAUAAACCAUUCUUUGCUUUCAAGGGAAUCCCGUACGCAAAACCACCGGUUGGAAAUCUCAGAUUCAAAGAUCCUGUACCGCCUGUUAUUUGGAGUGGAACUAUGGAUGCAAGCCGUAAUCCCGAACCCUGUGUUCAAAUUAAUCCCCAACUUCAUACGGCGACUGGCAAUGAAGACUGUCUCUAUCUCAACAUUUACACACCCCGGCUUCGCAGUGGCAAUGACAUCAAGCAGUUGCCGGUAAUGGUGUACAUAUUUGGUGGAAAAUUUCAAGCAGGUAACAUUAAUCCUACACUAUGCGAUCCACGUUUCAUUCUCGAUAGAGACGUGGUCCUCGUGCUUCCUAGCUAUCGCCUCGGAGUGCUGGGAUUCCUCACCACGGGAGACGAAGUAUUACCAGGAAACUAUGGCCUGAAAGACGUGGUUCAGGCUCUCAAAUGGAUUCAGGAUAACGUCCAGUAUUUCGGGGGUGAUGCCAACCAAGUGACUCUGUUUGGGUCAAGUUCGGGUUCAAUUAUGGUUCACAUGUUGGCUUUGUCGAGCUUGACUGGCGGACUCUUUCAUAGGUACAUAACGCAAAGUGGAACAGCGCUAACGACCGAUGCAAUGGUGCCUACAAGUGUAUCAUCGAAUCGCGCUACUCGACUUGGUCAAUAUUUAGCGUGUCCCACGAAUUCAUCGAGUAUUCUUGUCAAUUGCUUGAAAAGUCUCAGUGCCUAUCAGCUCGUCGGAAAGACCUCAAUGUUUCACGAGUGGGGCGUAUUCCCUGAAGUCAUAUGGAACCCAACUGUCGAACCAGAUAUAGACGGAGCCAUACUGACCGAUAUUCCUGCAAACCUACUUGCUGCUGGAAAGACUUUAGAUCUGCCUUGGAUCGCCUUAGUCAAUCGAGAUGAGGGACUUCUCUAUUCUCUUCUUCCAUACUACAGAAAUCCAGACAUGUUCCAGUAUCUUUUGGAUGAUAUCGAUUCCGCCCUACCUGUAAUCUUACAGUACAAAUACAAAGUUGAAAAUGUGAAAGCCUUCACAACGGCCCUCAAGUCAUACUACUUGAACGACCUUACUGUCAAUAGGGGUUUGAUAAUAACGAACAUUACUCAACUCAUAGGAGAUGCCAUGUUUAUAUAUCCAACAUAUAGAUCGUUGAAAGAACGGUUGGUUGUAGCUAAAAAUUUUCAGUACUUUUGUUCCUUCGAAUACCGCGGUAAGUUCAGUUCCAGUUAUGACGGUGCCCCUCCAGUAUACUUAGGUGUUGCACAUGCUGACGAAUUGCUGUAUCUUCUCCCUGGAAAAAAGAGCAACUAUGGAUCCCCAGAUUGGGAAUACGACGAUGCUGAUUGGAAAAUG